Zootermopsis nevadensis is the source of this 2560-nucleotide messenger RNA. Its product is annotated as alpha-galactosidase MYORG. NCBI's taxonomy places the organism in Eukaryota, Metazoa, Arthropoda, Insecta, Blattodea, Termopsidae. The record is from RefSeq and is a predicted model, not a curated record. Gene Ontology annotation, biological process: carbohydrate metabolic process. Gene Ontology annotation, molecular function: hydrolase activity, hydrolyzing O-glycosyl compounds.
CGUUUGCAUCAUGGAGUUUAUCGGCUUCUCGGUAUUAACUAGGAGCACUUAUUACUUACAUAUAAGGAAGCAGUGAGCACCUUCCUUUACAUUCUACACUAGCAAGAAAAUCGAAUUUGUACAUUGGAAACGCCUAUCGCUGUACACUCCAAACAGCCCAACUGAUAAACAUCGAUUACAUACGAGGUACUAGUACGUGAUAGGUCGGAGCUUACUAGUAAAUUUCGUCAACCAGAAUAAUGCUUACGGCAUAUGGGAAAUAUCAGCCACAUUAAAAACUGACCGCGCCGACUACGAGAUGACCAGAAAAUUAUCAUCAGACGAAUUUUUAUUGAAAAAUGAUGAUGUUGACCAAAAUCGGCAUUUUCACUUCUGGCUAUACGUCUGUUUUCUUUCUUGUACAGUGAUUACGUUUGGUGCCCUGUUGACAUUCUUUGGAAUUCGAGUAUUGUUGACUGAGCCUCGAACACCACGAGUUUCAUUCAAGCUCCUGGCAACAAGAUCAUCAGCAUCAGUAUCUCUCUGGUCUCCCCAUUCUGGUAAUGGGAAACCCUUAUCAAAAAUAGACAUAACAUUCUCAGAAGAGUUGGGAAAUCCUAGAAUAUGUAAUGAAAAUGGAUUAGCUUUAUGUAUGAACUGGUUAGAAGACAAAGAUGACAAUCCUCAAGGACUGCUGCAAGUGAAAGAAAUUCCAUCUCAAGAACAGGAUGGUGUCUACUGUAGUAUGCAUGUAAUUACAGCUCCAGAUGAUAAAGACAUUAAUGCUUGUAUUCCACUACAAGGUGACCAACUGUAUGGUGGACCUGUCACAAGUACACAGUACUGGCCAUCCCAAAAUAACAAGAUAUCUGAUUCACCAUAUGUAACAGGGUUAGGAGGAAAUGAAGGUAUUGUAGAACCUUACUGGCUUACUUCUUCUGGGAAUGCUGUCUUUGUUCCACCAGAUGUGUCUUUAUUUGUUUCCCAAAAUAAAACACACCUGUGUCUUAUUAGCAAAAUAAAAGAACCAUAUCUGCCUGAUCAUUCUGGAGCAGUGAAGCUCAAAUACAUUCUGUGUUCAGGAACUGAUCCAGUUAUCACACAUCUUCAUACUAUUCGUAGUUUCGUUCCUCUUCCUCGUGACAUACCUGAUGAGCAAAUGUUUCGGCAUCCCAUUUGGUCUACUUGGGCAAGAUAUAAAAAGGGCAUUAACACAUUCAUUGUCAAUGAUUUUGCCAAACAGAUUCUCUACUAUGGUUUCAACAACAGUCAGCUGGAAAUUGAUGACAACUGGGAAUUUUGUUAUGGUGCAGCCGAGUUCUUCAACAAGACAUUUGAUGAUCCAAAGUUAAUGAUUGAAACUCUGAAGAGGAAAGGAUUCCGCAUUACUCUUUGGACACAUCCUUUUAUUAACAUAUACUGCCCUGCUCAUACCAUAGCCAAAAAUAAUCGGUAUCUAGCCAUGAAUAAAGAUAUGACACAGACUCUGACAUAUUGGUGGGAUGGUUUUGCUGGUGUUAUUAACUUUACAAACCCUGAUGCAGUUUCAUGGUGGAAGGGCAGACUACAGAACUUGAGCAGGGAGUACAAUAUAGAUGCAUUUAAAUUUGAUGCAGGAGAAGCUGCCUACCUCCCUGGAGCACCUGAAAUAGGUAAACUCGCGGGGUCUAUUCGCCUGCAACCCAACAUAUUCACUACAGAGUAUGUAAAAACAGUGGCUAAUAUGAGUGAGCUGAAAUUGGCAGAAGUUCGUGUUGUAUAUAGGAAUCAAAAUGAACCAGUCUUUGUAAGAAUGCCAGAUAAAUCGUCCACCUGGGGUGUUGAAAAUGGACUCAAAGCUCUAGUCACCAGCCUGUUAGCCAUGAACAUGGUUGGCUACUCAUUUGUCAUUCCUGAUAUGGUGGGAGGGAAUGGAUAUAUCGAUCUUCCAACCAAAGAAUUAUUUAUCCGUUGGCUUCAAGCAAAUACAUUCAUGCCAACAAUACAGUUCUCCUAUUCUCCAUGGGAUUUUGAUAAAGAGACUGUUCAAAUUGCAAAAAAAUUCACAACCCUCCAUUAUCAGUAUUCUAAUAAAAUAUUAGAACUGGCCAGAAAGAAAGUUUCAGAUGGUACACCAAUCAACCUCCCCCUCUGGUGGCUUGAUCCUACUGAUGAAGAGGCAUUAACAAUUGAUACAGAGUUCCUUCUAGGAAAUGACUUGCUUGUGGCUCCCAUCUUGAAUGAAGGAGCAGUUGCCAGAAAUAUUUACCUCCCUAAAGGAAAGUGGCAAGAUGAAUUACAACCUGGAAUUGUACACAAUGGCAAUUGCUGGUUAAGGAACUAUACAGUGCAGCUGGACGAACUUGCAUACUUCACAAGAAUAUCUUGAGGAAUACCAACUUCUGAAUAAAUCAAUGGCAUAAUACCAAUUACAAGACAAUAGCAGUCAUCUAAAUAAACUGACUAAACAAAACCUGAAUUAUGAAUAUAUUAUAGUAUCUUUGAAAAGCUGAAUGUUGCAAUGUAUUGGGCAUUUGUACUCCACGUUGUACUAUGUAUAUUCAAGGCUGGAAACAAUUUAAUAAAAUUCUGUGUUAACAUA